GAAAACCCAAUUGACAAGAACUCCCGCCGAAGCCCCAAGGCCUGGCCGGCGUUCGGUGUGCGGCGCCCACUGCGGCCCGGGGCUCGAACGCUGAGCCUGGAGCGUCUACCUCGGGGGCACCGUGCAUUGUUCCGCCGCCCCCGUGGGCCCGCGCUCGCGCUUUCUCGACGUCUCUGUCUAAGCCUGGCUUGACGGCCCUGGGCCCAGCCUCCCACUCGCAUCCGGCCCGUGGGCUCUGGGGGACCCGUGACGGACCCCGCGGUCCCCUAGCUUGCUCCCACUGGAUCGGCCGCCUCUAUGGCCUCCAGCCAGGCUGGGCCGGACCGCUGGAGGUCCUAGGAUCUGGGGCUCUGGGAGGCAGGGAUCAUGGUGGGGGUCCUGACCAUGGCGGCGGCUGCAGCUCCCCCUCCAGUAAAGGACUACGAGAUUGAGCCAUGCAAAAAGCGGAGAAAAGAUGAUGACAGCUCUUCCUGUGAAACCAUCACCAAAUAUUUAUCACCAGUAGGAAAGACUGGAGACAGAGUUUUCUCUCCACCAAAACCCAGUAAGAUUCUUCAUUAUUUUAGAAAGACUUCACCCACAAAUGAGAAGUCGACAAAAGAGUGUAAGAUAAAGCCAUCUCCAUCCUCGCUUUUUGGCAAUAGCAAAGACUGUAAAACACCUCUGGAAGUGCUCUCAAAUGUGGAAGUUAAGAAGAAAGGAAAGAGAAUUAAUUUAUCUCAUCAACUGAAUGAUAUAAAAAUUGAGUCGUCAGUGGGAAUUAGUGGUGAUCGUAAGGAGGAAUGCGGUUUAAGUGAUUUUGUGGAAAGCAGCACUGAUGUUUUCCUUUACAAAAAACAUGUAGAGGUUCUUACAGAAAGCCUUCAAGACAGCAGAAACAAGCCAAAUACAAUGACCCCCCCCAAAAAGUCCCGGAAAGUAAAUCCUAAACAAGACACCACAAAAAAUGAUGGCAAAAUGUUGAGAAAAAGGAAGCACAGCAAGCUACUAGAGCUGUCUGAAAGUUUACCCUUGGCAGACGAAAUAAGUCUGCUUAAGAAAGGUGGCAAAGACAGUAAACAGACGAAACCUUCCGUGGCCGAUGAAAACGAGAGGACUGCAAAUCAUGUGGACCCCAGGGCUUGUGCAACCAAAGUAGCUGAUUUAAACAAGAGUACAAUAACGGUCUCGUAUGAGGAAUUUUUAAAAAGUCACAAGGCAGCUCGAGUGGAAGAGAUGCCUGACCAUGCAGUGCCAGCUUGUGUUCCUCCUGGACCUGGUGAAGCAGUCAAAAGUGGUUCUGAAGGUGAAUUAGAGAGCUGUGAGUUAUCUCCACACAUACACCUUAAGACAGUUACUGUUCUUGCACAAGUUCACCCCACUCCCCCUAAAAAGAAAGGGAAAAUACCCCCAAUGUUCUUGAAACAGAAACAGCUUGAUCUGGAGAGUAGUCUUUCUGAUCCAGAAAAUGAGCAGACAGUUCAGAAAAGGAAAUCAAAUGUUGUGAUCCAGGAGGGCCAGUUAGAACUGGCUGUGCUGGAAGCCGGGAGCUCUGAGGCUUCAGUACCAAAGUGCAGCGUGGAAGAGAGACAGCAGUUCAUGAGAGCAUUCAGGCAGCCGCUGUCAGAAAUGCUCAAAACUGGACUCAAGAAACCUUUGGAGAAGCAGAAAGACCCAAGUGAAAAAUCCGUAAGUGAAGACGGUGAUAACAGUUCUGAAAAAAUCAUAGAAAAUCCUAAUAUCCAAAUAGUUUCAAAUCAUGGUAGUUCACAGACACACACUGAUAAAGCAAGCUUUCCUAAGGAGAAAAGUAAAAAGUCAAGGAAAAAGGAUAGGAAGACCAUAGGCACUAGGACCACUCCAGGUGGAAACAGAGAAGAAACCAUGCAAAAGGAAAAAACAUCCUUUUCCCCAAAAAAUAAACCAAAACAAAAUAGCCUUCGAAGGAGUUUAAGACAGAAGUCAGAAGUUUCCAAAAGCAAAUCAUUACUUAACAGUGAAAGUCUUGUUUGUGAGGAUACAGCACACAACUCUCUAGAAAUGUCUCCAUGUGACAGAAAUAAAUCAAGAAAACACAGCACACCAAUCAAAGAUAUGGUCACACAUUCCAAAGCUGAGCCUGAAAACAGGCUGCAGAACAUUUCCACACCCAAGCCAACCAGGAGAUCUCUAAGAGGUAGCAACACGCCUGCCACAGUCACCCUUAGAGGUACUGAGUCUGAGGAUGCCCAGGACACUACUAGUCCAGUGAAGCCUUCCACUCCAAAAGCAGCCAGCAUAUCAGAAAAACACAGCCUGUACACAGCAGAAUUAAUAACAGUACCCUCUGAUUCGGAGAGCCCUAUUAGAAUGAAAUUCACUAGAAUUAGUACUCCCAAAAAAUCUAAGAAAAAGUCCAAGAAAAUGUCUAAGAAAUCUGAAACAACUGAGGGAGAUCUCACUUCUCAGAAGAGAAAGGCAAACAGUACUUCAAAAAAUGUAUCAAAAGCUAAACAACUGAUUGAGAAAGCAAAAGCUUUCCGAGUCAGUGGAUCAAAGGCUGAAGAAACAGUGGUGCCCUUGAGGCGUUCCUCUAGGCACCAGACACUUCCUGAAAGGGAGAAGUCACCAGAGACAGAUGAUUCUGUAAUACUAAUAGAUUCAAGUCCAACUUCUGUAAAGCAACCAGAGAAAAAUCAGAAGAAACUUAAGAAUUUGAAUGAUGUACUAGGAAAAAAACUUAACAAGCCUUCUAAAAAUGUCCCUGGAAAAAUGAAAAUUGCUCCUUUAUUUCUUGCCAAAAAGACUAAGAGAACAGCCAUUCCAGUCCUUGAUUUGGAUGAAAGCAGUCAAGAUUCAUCAGAACAAACUCAGGAUUGUGAUGUACAAUUUAGAGCAAAGCGUGAUUUUCUACGGAGUGGUUUGCCAGAUUUACUGAAACGACAGAUUGCAAAGAAAGCUGCUGCACUCGAUGUUUACAAUGCAGUGAGUACCAGUUUCCAGAGGGUUGUUCAUGUCCAACAGAAGGAUGAUGAGUAUUGGUUGUGGCAUUUGAAGCCACCGUCUUGCCCUCUGUUAACUGAAUUUAAAGAAUUGAAUACUAAAGUAACAGAUCUCUCAAAAUGUGUUGUUGCUCUUGGUGAAUUUUCAACAUUGAAUUCAAAUCCAAGAAGUAAUUCUGCUGUUGUGUUGAUGAGGACAAGGAAGGAUUUUACUAAAGAAGUAAGAAAUCUUUUGCUGGAGGAAAUAACACAGUCAAAUCCUGAAUUUUCUUUAGGAAAAUAUUUUCCCUUGCUUCUAAAAAAACGAAUUGAGCACCAGGUACUUUCUGAGGGUCAUGGUAAACAAGCAAGUCCACAACUACAGCCUCGUGUCAGUCAAAAAGAAACCAAACGGAAAUGUGUGGAAACAGGAAAUCACAGGUCAAAAAGAAAGAAACCAAAUGAAUAUUCAAUGAGCCCAGAAGAGAUAAAGGAGAAGUCAGAAGAUCUUGAGAAAAGAAUCAACUCUUCUGGGAUAAAUCUACAUUCUGCCAAAGAUUCUGGAACUGAAGACAUGCUUUGGACAGAAAAGUACCAGCCUCAGAAUUCAAAUGAACUCAUAGGCAAUGAGUUAGCUAUCAAAAAGUUAUAUAGUUGGUUAAAGGACUGGAAAAGAAGAGCUGAACUGGAAGAAAGACAGAAUUCGAAGGCGAAAAGAGAUGAAAAACAGGAAGAUUUGUCGGAUAGCAUGGACUUUAAAGGCAGUUCAGAUGAUGAAGAGUGUCAUCUUUGCAACACUGUUCUUAUAACAGGGCCAACGGGAGUGGGAAAAACUGCUGCCGUGUAUGCUUGUGCCCAGGAGCUCGGAUUUAAGAUAUUUGAAGUGAAUGCCUCUUCCCAGAGGAGUGGUAGACAAAUCCUGUCUCAGCUGAAGGAAGCUACCCAGUCCCAUCAAGUAGAUAAACAAGGUGUAAACUCUCAAAAACCCUGCUUCUUUAAUAACUACAACAUUGGCAAGUCACCAAAAAAGUUAAACUCCCCUGGGAAAGUUGUUAUAUCACCAAGAAAGCUUCCUCCAUCGUCACCAAAAGGAAGUGGGCAGAAGCGAGCACUUCCCCCUAAAACUUUGGCAAAUUAUUUUAAAGUAUCCUCCAAAUCCAAAAAUAAUGAAGAAGUAGGAGCACUCAUGGGAAAUAAUAAAGGAAUCAAAAAUUCUUCUUUGGAACAGAGGCACAUUAUUCAGACUAAAUCAACAAAUGCAAAUAAUUCAAAUGCUAAAGAAAUAGGAGCUGAAGAAUCCAACAGAAAGAAAGCAACAUCCCUCAUUCUCUUUGAGGAGAUGUUAUGCCUUCCUGUAUGCCUGUACACCAUGUGUACCACCUUAGGAGGCCAAAGGAGGGUGUUGGUCCCCCUGGAACUGGAGUUACAGAUGGUUUUGAGCUGCUCUGUGGGUGCUGAGAAUCAAACCCAGGUUGACGUCAUUUUUGAUGAAGAUACUGGGUUUUUGAAUGCAGUCAAAACAUUCAUGGCAACAACUAAACGACCAGUAGUUCUUACUACAAGUGAUCCCACAUUUAGUUUAGUGUUUGAUGGCUGCUUUGAAGAAAUAAAUUUCAAUAUUCCUUCCCUGCUAAACGUUGCCAGCUAUCUCCAAGUAAUCUGUUUAGUUGAGAAUUUCAGAACCGACUUAAAAGACUUUGUAACCUUGUUGACUGCAAAUGCUUGUGACAUCAGAAAAAGUAUCCUGUACUUACAGUUUUGGAUCAGAAGUGGAGGUGGAAUUUUAGAAGAAAGGCCAUUGUCACAUUGUCGAGGAAAUAGCAGAAGUGUACUGGUUUGCUCUGAUGAUAGCACCGAUGCAAAAAUUAACUCUAAAAACAGCAGAAGGAACCGUGUAGCCCUCCCCAAAUGCGACACCGGCUGUGCAGAGGCUUUGUUUGGACUCAAGAACAUUGCCUCCCCAUCCCAAGACUUAUUUUCACUUUUAAAGCACAAGGUCACAACAAAGGAAGAAUGGCAUAAAUUCAUCCAGCUUCUGACAGAAUUCCACAUGCAAAACAUCGAUCUAUUGUAUAGUAAUCUUGAGUUCAUCCUGCCAUUGCCAGUUACUGUCAUCCCAGAAGUAAAAGAUGCUUAUGGCUCCCCAGUGACUACAGAGGCCAGUGCGCCAGGAAGCAUGGAGCAUCUUCCCAGGAAGCAGUCAGAAGACCAGCCAUUAAAAAAAUCACAGAAAAGGAAACAGAGAAAGAUGGUGACCCUGGAUGACAGUGACUUAUUUGACACUGGACUGGACUUUUCUGAUGACCUGACUGGUUUAUCUCCUGUGCCUUCUUCGGCUUUAGAAGACAUCACAAGCAGAGACAGAGAAGGCAACCCAGAGACACAGACACAAACCAAAAGCUUCACGUCUGACUCGGUGCCUCAACCUCCUAAGACACCAGCAGAGAAGAAGUGUUCUGUGCUCGUUUCCCACUGUUUAAAUUCUCUCAUUGAGUUCAUGGAGAACAUGUCCUUCUUAGAUGCCCUUUUACCAGACCCAGGGGAACAGAAUGAAUUGAGUAAAAAUCCUUUUCACUGGACAAGCGGGAAGGUUAAAAGCGGACUUUGUGAUGAGUUUAGUAUUGAGAGUAGAGACGGGUGGGCUCCUCAGAGCUCUGAAGAAUUAAAAGCAACUGCAGAAGCUCUCAGCUUUACUAAAUGUUCUUCUACCAUUUCAAAAGCAUUGGAGUCCUUGAAUCCAUGCAAGCACUUAGGGAGAGACCUCGUCAAUGGGCUCACUUUCUGUGUUCCACAAAGGUCCAGCGAUGUAUGCUUCCGCCAGUCGGCAGCUAAUCUAGACAAUGCUGACAAGAGGAUGGCAGUCAUUAAAAGCGUGUUUUCUAGUCGGUCCUUUCUGAACGUGGGUAAUAAGCAAGCGAGUAUCCUUGACUACCUGCCGACUCUUCGGAACAUUUGUCGGACAGAGAAGCUGAAAGAACAAGGGAAAAAUAAAAGAAGGUUUCUGCACUAUUUUGAAGGAAUUCAUCUUGAUAUUCCUGAAGAGGCUGUGACAGCUUUGGCUGCUGACUUCCCUUGAUGUCCCCGUCUUCAGUGCCCAGGAAGGACGACGGUGGUCCUUAAGACACACUAGAUUAUGUUGACUUGAAAGAAGAGCUUAUUUCUCUUAAUGUAAAUUUUAAAAGAUUGUAUUUUUGUGGUUCAAGUAUUUAAAAUGAAAAAUUUGGGUUACAAACUGUAUAUAUGAUUGUGGCAUAUUUUUUCCUGAAUGUUUUGUAUUAUCUAUUUUUGCUUUGUUUUGUAUGCUUUCUGUAUGUGUAGAAGGUAGUGUUCACGAAGAGAUUUCUAAAGCUGUUUCAGUACUGAGGUCAUCGGUAAUUUUCCCUUUCCUUGGACCCUCCCUCUGCUCUCCAGUAUCAGAGCAUGCCACCACCUGCAGUCCCUAAAGCUGCACGGCACAAAACAGUUCCUCCAUGUGGAGUCAUCUUUAGUGUACUAGGAAGGAAAGUGCACCAGCUUUGGAAAGCCUUUCUACCUUGUGCCCUCGCCCAGCAUGCUUUACCAUUCCAUCAUGGGGCCAUCCAUGUUGGCAAAGUAAAGCAUCCUGAAGUCUGGUUCCCAUAAACCUUUCUUAGCACCCUGUGUAGGUGAAGUCUUGUGCAUUGUGCACUCAAUUAUUUGUACAUUUUCUGGUACCUUUAUAUCAUGUUUUCUUCAUAAAUGUAAUGACAUUAAUUUAUCUAUUUUGGACAAGUUGUUGAUGGUUGAAGAAAUAAUGAAGGAUUCUAACAUGGGGUUUCUACCUAACAGCUAUUUCCACUUAAGUUUGGUUUGGGGUUUUGUGGUGCUGAGGAUUGAGGUCUUUUGUGUUAUGGGCACAUGUCCUAUGUCCUAUGUCUUAGUAACACGCAGUCUUGUUUUUGUAAUUAUUUGUGGUGCUACAGAUCAAACCCAAGGCCUUGUGCAUUCUAGAGACAUGCUUAACCACUGAGCUAGAACCCCCAACAUUGUCUUUGAGACAGGGUCUGGUUAUAAUGCUUAGGCUGCCUGUAAACUCCUUCCAGACUUAUGUGAUCCUCCUGUCUCAGCUUCUCAAGUACUUGGGACUACAGGCAUAUGCUGCCACACCCAGGAAGGUCAUAGGUUUUUUUGUUUGUUUGUUUUUGUAAGUACCUGUUUUUACUUUAGUAGCAAGAUUUUAAAGUGUCGCAUUUUACUUAAUGUUAUUUUCGUCAGAUAAUCAAGUAUGUUUAAAAUUGCUUCAUAUUACAUAUAUUUGUAUAAUAACAUAAUAUUCAGGUACAUUUUCUGAUAAAUUGUAUUUUUAACUCAAAAGUUAAGGAUCCUAGUUUUGUACUUUUUUAAAGUAUAGGUGCAUACCUGUUUACAAUGUGUGUGACGAUGUUUUUACCUCUUGUUCAACCUACUUUUUCUUGUAUUAAUUAGCAAAUUGAUCUAAUUAAAAUUUAAAGCUGAAGGCUGUAA
This is a messenger RNA of Peromyscus californicus insignis, 7421 nucleotides long. RefSeq names its product ATPase family AAA domain containing 5 (gene Atad5). Gene Ontology annotation, cellular component: nucleus. The record is from RefSeq and is a predicted model, not a curated record. Gene Ontology annotation, molecular function: DNA clamp unloader activity; ATP binding; ATP hydrolysis activity. Lineage: Eukaryota; Metazoa; Chordata; Mammalia; Rodentia; Cricetidae. The coding region runs from base 367 to 6015 and encodes 1882 amino acids. The transcript is spliced from 24 exons.